UGCUGCUGUUGCUGACGCUGCUGUUACUAAUGUUGCUGCUGCUGUUGGUGCUGCCUUGAAACGACGUCACACAUUCCUAACGUCGUCAAAAUGGUUUUAAGCACUGAAUGGUCUCAGGUGGAGGUAAUCGAUUUGGUAAAUGAUGGCAAUGGUUUGGGUUUUAUAUUGGUUGGUGGUCGCAGCACUGGCGUUGUCAUUAAGGCCUUAACACCGGGCGGCGUCUCCGAACGUGAUGGGCGUUUACAGUGUGGCGAUCAUCUAUUGCAAAUUGGCGAAGUUAAUUUGCGUGGCUUCAGUUCCGAACAAGUAGCAACGGUUCUUCGUCAGACUGGAGCUCAUGUUCGAUUGAUUGUGGCAAGACCGGUGGAGCCGACCGCCACCGAUUAUCAAACGUUGGCUAGUCAUGCGCCAAUUAUUCCAACUAAGCUCCUCUCCGACCCGGAAGAACUGUCGCGUCAUCUAUUUCAAAAUCCCAGUUUUGCAACAAGUGCUACUAGCGUUGGUUUCUUACCAACGCCGGACACUGAGCUAGCUGAUUUGCCACUGCCACCGAUACCGACAGAGCUGUCGUCGACUGCAGCGCGUAUGUGCCCCAGAGACUUGGACAUUGUACCGUUUUCGAUUGUUUCACCACCGCCAUCAGCUCUCCCAUAUCUUUCAUCAUCGAAAAGUGCCGGCACACCUGCAAUGCAUACAAUGACAUCAUUAUCCCUAACCAUGGACCACAUUGAGACUGUGAUAGCUGGCAAUAUUGCUGGCAACCCUAAUGCAGCAAAUGAACUUGAUCGUUGUUCAUCAACAUCUUCCAAUUACAUGGAUUCACCAGAAACAGAAACGUAUGAAGUAAAGUUAUGUAAAAAUGUUUAUGGACUUGGCAUUACUGUGGCGGGUUAUGUAUGCGAGGAAGAAGAUCUCUCUGGCAUAUUUGUGAAGAGCAUAAUUGAAGGUAGUGCCGCCGAAAUGAGUGGGCAGAUACAAAUUAAUGAUCGUAUAGUUGCUGUUGAUGGUAAAACAUUAGCUGGUGUUACAAAUCAUCAAGCGGUUGAAAUCCUUCGCAAUACCGAUAUCGAAGUACAUUUAACGUUAGAACGUUUCUUACGCGGCCGUAAGUUUGAACAUCUACAAGUUGCCUUAACUGAAUUGAAGGGCGAUACUCAAUCGCAAGUAUCUCUACCUGCAUCACCAUCGAUAGCUACACUGUCAUGGCUACCACCAAAAUCUGAUGCCGAUUCCAUUGCCACUGAUGGCGGUACGGCGAUUUUGGAUUAUGGUGAACUGCCAUCUCGGGAUACGGUCGAGUCCAAUAUGUCGAGUAUGUUGGAUCGAAGUGAUCACAGCAAUGUUGGUAGUAAUAAAUUAUUAAAAACACCAACAACACCUGUUGCUAAUGGCAAUGCUACGCAUGUUAAUGGUAACGGCUUGGACAGUGGUAAUGACACUGAUGAAUAUCACCACGAAGUACCGCAUAAGCAACUUAUAAGGCAAUAUAGCACAACAAAGAUGGUAAAAAUUGAAAACGUAACUACCACUGUAUCCGUUACAAUGCCAACAUCUGGGGCAGCGAUGAAGACGAUGACGGCAAUUACUCCGAAAACCCCAACCUUGAGUCCCAGUGUUGAAUCACUUAAGGUGGCUUGGAAAAGUCUAGGAAUCAGCCUUGAGGGCACCGUGGACGUAGAGUGUGGCAUUGAGAAGCGUCCACAUCACUAUAUACGUUCCAUACUUGAAGACGGACCAGUGGGACGACAAGGUAUACUUAAACCCGGUGAUGAGCUAUUACAGGUGAAUGAAUACAAGUUACAAGGACUGAAACACAUCGAAGUUGUUAAGAUACUCAAAGAACUGCCAACACAUGUAAAACUGGUUUGUGCGCGCGGCCCAACAGCACCAUCAGUUAUAAAUACUUCACAAAAUCCAGAAGCAUUCGAAACGCGUAGUCUGCUACCUGGAGGCCAUCAAAGUCUGCAAAACUUAUUGACAAAAGCGCAAUCGGAAAGUUCACUUUAUACAUCGAGCACUGCCACGUUGACCGAUCAGCAACGAUCUAAAUCAUUGGAAAAUGUAUCUGGGCUAGCGCUUUGGAGUUCUGAUGUUACAACAAUUGAAAUUGAAAAAACUGAACAGGGUUUUGGUUUCUCCAUAUUGGACUAUCAAGAUCCAUUAGAUCCCGAGGGAAGUGUUAUUGUGAUACGCGGACUUAUACGCGGUGGUUCUGCGGAAACAACUAAUGAAAUAUAUCCCGGCGAUCGUUUGGUUAGUGUUGGCGAACAUAGUUUAAAUGGGCUAGAUUUGGAUGAAGCCGUUGCAAUACUUAAGGGCAUGCCUUUAGGAUUAACUAAAUUAGGCAUAUGUCGACCACUUUCAUCAUCAGAUAGCAAUAUAGCAUCACCUGUAGGAGAAGGCGAUUCGCCGAGCACAUAGCUUUUAAUG
Messenger RNA from Teleopsis dalmanni, 2430 nucleotides. RefSeq names its product patj homolog. NCBI's taxonomy places the organism in Eukaryota, Metazoa, Arthropoda, Insecta, Diptera, Diopsidae. The record is from RefSeq and is a predicted model, not a curated record. Gene Ontology annotation, molecular function: protein binding. The transcript has 2 exons. The coding region runs from base 91 to 2421 and encodes 776 amino acids.